AUGCCGUGCACAUUUCGAGCUCGUGUGAAUCAGCUCUGGUCAAUAUGGUACACAGUUGCAAUGGUACUUCUUCAAGCUUACUUACUUUAUCUUGGUUUUGAACGUUAUCGAUUAUAUUCGGAAAUGAAGUGGCCGCAUGAUUCAUAUCCACGUCUUUGGUUGAAGGUGUAUAUUAUACUUUAUUCCUUAUGCAUACCUGGUUUGCUUCUAUUUAUGGCAUUUGGAAUAUUUAAAUCUGGUAAUAUAGCUGGUGACAACGAUCGUCUGGGUGCACGCAUUGAUCAAAGAUGCUCGCUUUUGCGAUAUAUAAAGUCAAUGUGGCAGCAUGCACCACCUUUACCGCAACUUAUUCACUUACUGAUGGCUUUUUUCCAGUUAUUCGCUCAACAAAUGAUGUUGUCACAACUUUAUCGAUAUGGUUUCAUCAAUUCCGGCGAUUUCUUGAACACGGAACUAGAUUUUCUGUAUCACCGUGCUCGGCAAUUAGCAACAAAUCUUCCAAUGCUUGAUAAUCGACUGCAGGGUUUUCGUAUUUCAGCGCAGGAUUUAACUGCUACACCAAUCAGCCCUAAUUUAUUACCAAUACUAAUGCAUGCUCGCUUAUUCGGUAUACCAUUGGAAUUCGUAAAUUUAGUUAUUGCACUUUUUGCAUACUCUUGUGCGUAUUCGGCAGUUUUUUGGCAUACGAAUAAAUCAUUCAGUUUCAUAUUUUCAAUUCAUUUGUUGGUAUAUUCAACGACUGCUAUCUGGUCAUAUCUCGGGUUUAGUGUUCUUCAUCACAUUCAAGAAACAAAUUAUGCUAGUGUUCGACCGGUGGGUCUCGGCCAGUAUCUGGUUUCUUCACGUUCUUUGAAAAUAUACCAUCCAUCUGCAAUUAUUGUCACGUAUGUGACUACAAUCAUUCUUAUUAGUAUUGCACCAAUUUCAUUGUAUAUGUAUGGUUAUAACAAAUACUUCGUUAGCAUGUCAAGUGUGAGGCAGAAAAGUGCUUCUCGGAGUCAAGCGAGUAGCAUAAAUGGUGCUCAGAGUGAGUAUUCAGAAUAUCGGCGUCGAAAUUCGUCUAAAUUACCGCAAACCAGUUUAUGUUGUGAUGGGUAUGCGCCUCAUAUAUUUGCAAUAAUUUUGCUUGUUUUAAUUGUUACUGCUAAAGCACCAACCAUAUAUGCUCAUAUGAUUAUCUAUCAGCAUGAAGAAAAAGCUCUUUUAUUGUCUUGCAUAGUUAUUGAUAUUGUUUACCUCUUUGUUUGGAUUAUCCUUUGGCUUAUACUUACACUCAAAAGGGAUUGGAAUUUCAAAGUUGUUCAUAAAGUGCACGAGAUAAUUGCUUUACAAAAUGGACCGCAAACAAUGAUGACUGUUCCUCCACAAAUCAUUGAAAAAAAACCAUCAGAACUGAAAAAUGCUUUAAUAUUAAUGCACGGUGAUCAGAUGUAUCUGACGGAUGAUAAUAUAGCAAAACAGUCCAUAUUGCGACAGCAAAAAAACGGGAUAAGUAGUGCAACAGGAGAAGGUGUUUAUUGGUUGAAAGGGAAUACAACUAUACACUCACCAAGUACUAGAAGAGUUCCAUUAAGUGAAAACAUGAAAGGAACACCAGAGAUGAAUCGGCUUCUCGGUAUCUCUACAAUUCGUCGACGAAAUAGCGAUGAAAUUUCGUCGCCCAGUACAACUUAUCAUACGGUUUUUCAUCAGUUUCUUGAAUUCUAA
Molecule: messenger RNA, 1707 nt
Organism: Thelazia callipaeda (thelaziosis nematode)
Lineage: Eukaryota; Metazoa; Nematoda; Chromadorea; Rhabditida; Thelaziidae
Source: the annotation of a GenBank genome assembly